GCCAAGAGGCCAACAUUUUAUUACCCCUGAGGGCUUUGUAGGCUUACUUUAAGGCAGGUGAAUUUUUUUUUUUUUUUUUUUUGUCUUUUUAGGACCACACUGGCUAGGGAUUCAAUCAGGGCUGUAGCCGCUGGCCUACACCGGAGCCACAGCAACUUGGGAUCCAGGCUGAAUCUGCAACCCACUACCACAGCUCACGGCAAUGCUGGAUCCCCAACCCACUGAGCAAGUCCAGGGAUUGAACCGAGUCCUCGUGGAUGCUAGUCGGGUUCGUUAACUGCUGAGACACGAAGGGAACUCCAAGGCAGGUGAAUUUUAAGUGUAAAUGGAUUGCUUUAGAGGGGUUUUGAGCUGAGACAGAUCAAAUAUAUGUGUGUUUUAACAAGAUCAUUUAAAGUACUUUGAGUUCCUGUUGUGGCUCAGCAGAAACGAAUUUGACUAGCAUCCACGAGAACGCAGGUUUGAUCCCUGGACUCAAUCAGUGGGUUAAGGAUCUGGCUUGCAGAUGGCUUGCAGAUGAGGCUCAGAUCCCACAUUCUUGUGGCUCUGGCGUAGGCCAGCUAAAGGGAAAUCAGCUCUUCAGGUCCUCUCAUUAUCUUGCUACUAUCAAAGACAAAGAUAUAUACACACAAAUACGUAUAUAUAUAUACGCAUACGUUUUUUUGUUUUGUUUUGCUUUGUUUUUUGCUGUGGUGUAUGGCCACUUGAUGUGGGAUCUCAUUCCCAGACCAGGGAUUGAACUCAGGCCAUAGCAGUGCAGCAGUGAAUGUACCAAGUCUCAACCACCAGGCCACCAGGGAAUUCCAAAGUUUAUGCUUUUUAUUUCCCAAGGUUCUACUGCAAAUCACUGGGGAAAGAGAAAAGAGAUAAAAGUAACUUGCCCAGCAGAAGUUACAAGAGCACAGAAUUCAGUUGUUAAUUCUGCCCCUGACUCUUGCUCAGAUAGUAACGAGACUAACUAGCCUAGGCCUUUAGAAUUGCACUCUUAGGAGUUCCCGUUGUGGCUCAGUGGUUAAGGAAUCUGACUAGGAACCAUGAGGUUGUGUGUUCGAUCCCUGGCCUUGCUCCGUGGGUUAAGGAUCUGGUGUUGCCAUGAGCUAUGGUGUAGGUUGCCGACUCGGCUUGGAAACCGCAUUGCAGUGGCUCUGAUGUAGGCCAGCGGCUACAGCUCUGAUUAGACCCCUAGCCUGGGAACCUCCAUAUGUCACGGGAGCGGCCCAAGAAAUGGCAAAAAAGACCAAAAAAAUAAAAUAAUAAAAUAAAAUAAAUUACCAUUACUGUAUUUCCCUGCAGGAAAAAUUGCACUCUUAUUCUUCAGUGGGGAGCGUUGUGAACUUAGUCCUUCUUUUGUGUUUCCAUGUAUUGCCUGCUACCUCCAUUUUAUUUAUUUAUUUAUUUAUUUAUUUAUUUAUUUAUUUAUUGUCUUUUUGCCAUUUUCUUGGGCCGCUCCCACGGCAUAUUGGGUGGUUCCCAAGCUAGGGGUUGAAUUGGAACUGUAGCCUCCGGCCUACACCAGAGCCACAGCAACGCAGGAUCCGGGCCGCGGCUGCAACCUACACCACAGCUCACGGCAACACCAGAUCGUCAACCUUAACUCAGAUCCUUAACUCACUGAGCAAGGCCAGGGAUCGAACCUGCAACCUCAUGGUUCCUAGUCGGAUUCAUUAAGCACUGAGCCACGACGGGAACUCCUCCCUCCAUUUUAGAGGAAGGGUUUAAUUCCAUGAAGAUGAGACUUCCCAAACAGUACAUAUAUCAAGGUCACAGGAAGGUAACCUGCAACCCUUAGCUGUGUGACAACCUUUCACCAUUUCUAAUCUCUAAAAUGCUAAUCACAGUACCUUUCUCCAAGGGAUGUUGUAAUGGUAAAAGGAGUAGGUGGUCAGCUAAUGUUUGACUCAGGAUCCCCUGUGGGCGUUUCCUCACAUUUUCAGAUGGAUGCCUCUGUAAUUCUCUAUCCAGUUUUCUUCAGUAUUUGCUCUACAGCUCCCACAAAAAGUGACCGAGUGAAAACUCCUGGCGACAGAGCGUCCUUCACCCUCAAACACUUUCAGAAAAUGCUUCUACGGGCUUUGGGUUACUGAGCAACAGUACCUUUCCGAACUCCCACGGUUCUCACACCCCGCCUGACGGGCCAGCUCCAAAUGGCUCAUUUAACCACGGUCACACUUAAAAUCUUGGAGAGACUAAAAUGCAGGAGUCGUCGCCUAUCAGCUACGCGAGGCAAGGGACGGUUGCUUAGUUUUAGAAUGAGUACCGGUAGGCCCCAAAGAUGCACCUCCUUCCACCGGGCGAGCCUAUCAGCGUUCCUCUAGCGAAGAGCGGCAGCUCUCGAGGAGCCAAUGAGUUCCGCUUUCUGGAAUGAACCCGCCCAUCCGUUGUGGCGUCGCUUGGUCUCUGGUAAAACAGAACUGGGACCUGCGCUUCCUCUUAGCGUGCUUGUUGGCGGGUGUUUGCGUUGAAACAACACUGAAGCCGACCUUAAAGGGGAGGGAACAAAGAGGGGGAGCCGGGGCCCUUUAAAACAAGGCGCGCCGGUACCUGCCCCUUUAAGGGCGGGGCGGCCAGAAGACUGAAUCUGAGCCCCAGAUUACCCCGAGUUUCCGUCACAGGCUGCGAGGAAAGGCUUCUUCGCUGGGUCCGGGUGCUUGGCGGCGGCGGCUUCAUCCCCGCUGGUCCUCCCCGGGCCCGGAGACACCCCCGCCCCAGUCAUGCUGAGCAGAGUAUGGAAGCAGCUGAUUACGAAGUGCUAUCCGUGCGAGAGCAGCUAUUCCACGAGAGGGUCCGCGAGUGCAUUAUCUCAACGCUUCUGUUUGCGACACUCUACAUCCUCUGCCACAUCGCCCUGACUCGCUUCAAGAAGCCUGCUGAGUUCACCACAGUGGAUGAUGAAGAUGCCACAGUCAACAAGAUUGCGCUCGAGCUGUGCACCUUCACCCUGGCAGUCGCUCUGGGUGCUGUCCUGCUCCUGCCCUUUUCCAUCAUCAGCAAUGAGGUGCUGCUCUCACUGCCUCGAAACUACUACAUCCAGUGGCUCAACGGCUCCCUCAUCCAUGGCCUCUGGAACCUGGUAUUUCUCUUCUCCAACUUGUCCCUCAUCUUCCUCAUGCCUUUUGCAUACUUCUUCACUGAGUCUGAGGGCUUCGCUGGCUCCAGAAAGGGUGUCCUGGCCCGGGUCUACGAGACGGUGGUGAUGUUGAUUCUUCUCACUCUGCUGGUGCUGGGCAUGGUGUGGGUGGCAUCAGCCAUUGUGGACAACGACAAGGCCAGCAGGGAGUCCCUCUAUGACUUCUGGGAGUACUACCUCCCCUACCUCUACUCCUGCAUCUCCUUCCUUGGGGUGCUGCUCCUCCUGGUGUGUACUCCGCUAGGUCUCGCCCGCAUGUUCUCCGUCACUGGGAAGCUGCUGGUCAAGCCCCGGCUGCUAGAGGACCUGGAGGAGCAGCUGCACUGCUCAGCCUUUGAGGAGGCAGCUUUGACCCGCAGGAUUUGCAAUCCCACCUCCUGCUGGCUGCCCUUGGACAUGGAGCUGCUGCACAGACAGGUCCUGGCUCUGCAGACACAGAGGGUCCUGCUGGGUAUGGGGGUUGGUAGGGAUUGGGAUGCCUGGGUUUCCCCAAGGAGAGUGGCCCCUCAUUCCAGGCCCUUGCUAACAGCUUCCCAUCCCUGUACAGAGAAGCGGCGGAAGGCUUCAGCCUGGCAGCGGAACCUGGGCUAUCCCCUGGCCAUGCUGUGCUUGCUGAUACUGACGGGCCUGUCUGUGCUCAUCGUGGCCAUCCACAUCCUGGAGCUGCUCAUCGAUGAGGCUGCCAUGCCCCGGGGCAUGCAGGGUGCCUCCCUGGGCCAGGUCUCCUUCUCCAAGCUGGGCUCCUUUGGUGCCGUCAUUCAGGUUGUACUCAUCUUUUACCUGAUGGUGUCCUCGGUCGUGGGAUUCUACAGCUCUCCACUCUUCCGGGGACUGCGGCCCAGAUGGCACGACACAGCCAUGACGCAGAUCAUUGGGAACUGUGUUUGUCUCCUGGUCCUAAGCUCAGCUCUUCCUGUCUUCUCUCGAACCCUGGGGCUCACUCGCUUUGACCUGCUGGGUGACUUUGGACGCUUCAACUGGUUGGGCAACUUCUACAUCGUGUUCCUCUACAAUGCAGCCUUCGCAGGCCUCACCACUCUCUGUCUGGUGAAGACCUUCACUGCAGCUGUGCGGGCAGAGCUGAUCCGGGCCUUUGGGCUGGACAGACUACCGUUGCCUGUCUCCGGUUUUCCCCGAGCAUCUAGGAAGACCCAACACCAGUGACCUCCAGCGGAGGGUGGGAGGGAGAAAACUGGACACUGCCAUAUGCUGCCCAGGCCUGGAGGGGCGCCCAGGGGUGGGUGGCCCUCAGGACCUGGAAUCUGAGAGGGUGGGUGGCAGAGGGGAGCUGAGCCGUCUGCACUGUUGCAUAAUCUGAGCCAGAGUUUGGGACCAGGCCCCCCUGCUUUUCCAGAUUUAACUGUGGGCCCCAGCAUGGGGUGGGGCUGGGUGACGGGGUCUGGCUCCUGGUCCCAAAUCCGUUUACACAUCCAUCUGCUGCCUCACUGCUGUUCCGGGCUAUGCCCAUUGCUAUGUUUACAUGAUUUGAUGUGCAAUAGGGUGGGGUGGGGGCAGGGGAGGGACUGAGCCAGGAGCAGACUUGGGAGGCAGAUUGUCUCCCUUGCCUCUGGCCCAGCAGAACCUAAGCACUGUGCUAUCCUGGAGGGGCUGCGGACCACCGGAGAGACGAGGGCAUAGGGAGGAAGAGACCACAACCAUCAGCAAUAAAGUUGAUCCCAGGGUUUGCUUUGUUUUUUCAAA
Molecule: messenger RNA, 4828 nt
Organism: Sus scrofa (pig)
Lineage: Eukaryota; Metazoa; Chordata; Mammalia; Artiodactyla; Suidae
Source: RefSeq, a predicted model, not a curated record